Molecule: messenger RNA, 237 nt
Organism: Fusarium sp. VM40
Lineage: Eukaryota; Fungi; Ascomycota; Sordariomycetes; Hypocreales; Nectriaceae
Source: the annotation of a GenBank genome assembly
AUGAAGUUCGCAAUCACUGCCCUGCUUCUCCUCCUCGGAGCCGCCAACGCGAUUCCUUCCGAAGUAACCACCAAGGAGAGUACCCAGAGUACCUGCAACGUCCAGUGCUCCAUUUGGUACACCAAGUGCUACCGCCGCCCCUGGGCCUACCUCUGCGAUGACAGCGGCAAGUUCGUCCGCCGAGGAUGGAACCCCGAUUGUGAGAAGAACUGUUGGUGCAACUGCGAUGCCAAGUAG